AAAAUCGGCUGUAACUGACUGCUUGCUGUAGGAUGGCUUAAAAUAAACACGUAUUCGUUCACUCAAUUUACGACAUUCGCAUGAAGAAGCAGAUCAUGGACAAUACAUAAUUGUUUGGAUUUAAGCAAAAGUUAAAAUCAUACUACACACCUACGCCCUGAAUGUAAAAAAAUCGGAUAAAACACGCGGGAUUAAUUUAUUGGACUUACACUUGCUUAAGUGCACGUAUUCUUAUUAAUUUCUCAAGUUAAUAAAAGUAAUAAAUUUUUUCGAGAACAAUAUCUACUUAACAUUACACAACAUUUUGUAUAAAGUUGUAUGCAUAAUGAAUUUGACUAGAAUUCUUCUGAUCUUGUCUGUCUGUAUGAUUGGCUCUAUCGUCCUCGGGGGAACAUUGAGCAAGCGUAGUAAACACGACCAUAGUAAAUGCAGCAAGCACAAGAGCAGGAGCAGUCAUAGUAGUAGCAGCAGUAGUAGUCACAGUAGUAGCAGCAGUAGUAAAAGCUCCAAAUCGUCAAAGUCAUCCAAUCAUCAUCAUCGUUAUCACCAUUCAACAUGGAAAUCAAAAUAUCACCAUCGUCGACCAUCAGAGUAUUUCCCAUCUGCAAGUGUGGACUACGAGAUAGACUAUCCUCAAGUUGAAGAAGUCCUCGAUGGCGACUUUCCAGCUGCCAAAAAUGAUAUCGUAUGUGGGCAGUGGACAGAAUGUAUCGGUAAAGAAUUGUGUGUGAACGAGAACAACACUAUCCUAGGAAAGUCCGCAAUUAAACCAAAACAAGAUGCAAAGCUUCAACGUAAACUAAUUAAGGAAAGAAAAAUGGAAUCAUGGAAGAAACAUAUCGAUUGUUUGAGAAACAACGUUUGUAUUGCUAAACCUUCAGAGGGUUUUGUACCUUGUAUAGAUGGUUUUGCUUUCGACAGGCCAUGUUUCAAUAUAGACCAAGCCAGCUUCAUAAGUCUCAUCGAUCUUAACGUAACUAUUCCUAACGACACGGUAACUGAAAACACAAUGGUGAAUGAUAUGUGGGGCUGGGUAGACCCACUCACAUACGAUGAAUACAUCCUGGCGGGGACGGUUACCCACACAUCUAUCAUACGAGUAAACAAUGGUAGGAACCCCCUACUUGUCGCCAACGUACCCCACAAUACAGCGUACAAAUGGCCCUUCUUCGGAAUAGAGUCCGGUACGUGGAGUGACAUUAAAACGAUUGGAAACUACAUGUAUGUCGUCUCGGAAGCCAGGGAUCAUGGUUUACAGUAUUUUGAUCUUACGAGAGUCAGAGGGAAGAAACAGUUCAGUUACAUGGAAGCUGAUGGCGUGUUGAAUGUGAUUGGAGCCUGUCACAAUCUGAUAUCUAACACAGAGACCGGAUACUUAUACGCUACACCAUCUGAUAAUCCUAUCAAUUUUGAUAAGAAACGAUCUUAUUAUGCCAACUGCACAGGUCUACAUAUCAUUGAUGCAAAUAUUCCCGGAGAUCCUAAGUUCGUUGGUUGUGUGAACGCCACGGAGAAUAAAGAUGAACUAGGUAAUGCUGGAGCGCACGAUGCACAAUGUGUAAUAUACAGAGGCCCUGACAAAAGAUACUAUGGACGAGAACUCUGCUUUUCGUGUGACUUUGACUCAUUCUCUAUCAUAGAUGUCACUGAUCAUGGGUUGAACACAAAAGUGAUUACUAGAACUACGUAUGACCUCGCCAAGUACACACAUCAGACUUGGCUCUCUGAGGAUCACAGAUUCAUGUACUUGAAUGACGAAUCAGAUCAAGACAUCGUCAACGACCAGCAUGCUCGAACGUUCAUCUACGACCUAUCAGAUUUGGAGAAUCCAGUUUUAAAAAAGAUUCACGUAGCCUCUCAGGAGAGUAUCGACCACAACAACUUCGUGAAGGGGAACUAUCUUUAUCAAGCCAACUAUGAGGCAGGGGUCCGUGUUUUAAGGAUUGGCGAGGACAACGUAGAGCUGAGAGAAGUUGCUCAUUUUGAUGGAUUCGCAAUUGAUGACGUAGUACCAGAGGCUGAAGGGUUUGCUGGUGCAUGGAGCGUUUAUCCGUUUUUGCCGUCAGGCGUUGUGGCAAUGACUGAUAUGUUUACUGGUGUAUUCUUUCUAUAUAUUGACUGGCAAGGCAUCAAAAAAGUUGAAGAACUAGAACUUUAUGGAGAGCAGGUUCGCAAAUGUGACGAUAGAGUGCAGGUGCGACCAUGUUACGUCGAGGACUGUCCAUGACGAUAGACACAUAGCGACUCGUGAGAUGCUCAGAAACUGCUUUUCAGUGUAACAGUAGCAAUGUUCGAUUGUUAUGCACAAUCAUAAAGAAGAAUAUGCAAUAAAACUAAUAAACCAC
This is a messenger RNA of Owenia fusiformis, 2345 nucleotides long. The record is from the annotation of a GenBank genome assembly. Lineage: Eukaryota; Metazoa; Annelida; Polychaeta; Sabellida; Oweniidae.